Molecule: messenger RNA, 636 nt
Organism: Mesitornis unicolor (brown roatelo)
Lineage: Eukaryota; Metazoa; Chordata; Aves; Mesitornithiformes; Mesitornithidae
Gene: MRPL40
Product: mitochondrial ribosomal protein L40
Exons: 4
Coding region: 1-636 (211 amino acids)
Cellular component (GO): mitochondrial ribosome; mitochondrial large ribosomal subunit
Source: RefSeq, a predicted model, not a curated record
AUGGUACCCAGUGGAUUCACAACACUGAGCAGCCCAAAUUUUGGGUUUCGUUACCUUGCUGAGGAGCUUGAGGUUAUCAUCUCUGGUUCUUGGCUGCCCCAGGCGGUUCCCUGCCGGGGAGGUCACUGGCACAGUUCACUGCUGGCGCUCAGGGCAUCGCUCCCCGUGAGAGCACAACCAAAGAAGAAGAAGAAAGUGGAUUUAAGGAGAGAGCAAGCACAGAAGGAUCGUAUGAAAAAGAAGAUUAAAAAGUUGGAAAAAGCUGCCCCAGAAAUGAUUCCAAUUGAGGAUUUUGUAGCGCCACUUAAAUACUCAGAUAGCAACAGGGUGCGAAGUCUUCCUGCUUUGUCAUUUGAGGAGACUGAAAGAAGAGUUUUACUUAUGAAAAAGUGGUGUUUGUUUAAGCAGAAACAAGAUAAGGCAGAAAAGAAAGCAAUUCAGACCCUUGUAGAAGCUCAACAGGAGGCACUAAAGGAACUGCGCCUUGAAUCGGAGGAGCUGUAUCAGGCAGCGAUCAGACGAGACGAGGGGCUUUUCCCCUUUGAGAGAGAUGGACCUGAUUACACCCCGCCACUUCCUGGUUAUGAUCCUCCUGAAGGAAAAUGCGUUGAUAUCACCAAAGUGUACACCCAGUGA